AUGUCUGCACCACCACCCAGCCCGCCGCUGCCCCUCUCCACCGCGCCGAUGGCUCUCCCCAUCGCGCCGCUGGAAUCCACCGCCGGCGCCUCCACCGGCCAGACGCCGCCGCCCUCCACCGCGCCGCCCGUCGCCAUCUACUUGCCGCCGGCCGCCGCGACCGGGCCAGCCACCCUGCCCUGGUACUCGGCAACCACGGCGCCAAUCGGGCCUCUACAUCACCACUGGCCGCAUCAGCCGCCGCCCGCCGUCGCGACCGGGCCAGCCGCCCUGCCCUGGUACGCGGCCACCACGGCGCCGAUCAGGCCUCUACACCACCACUGGCUCGGUCAGCCGCUGCCCGCCGUCGCCCCCCACUGGACGCAGUGGCCGGCCCCGGCAAUCGCCGCGCCCCCGACGCCUCCCGGGUCCGGGCAGCCGCAGCCCCAGCUGCCGGCCCCACCGCCGCCCGCUGCCGCACCUCAAUGGCCACAGUGGCCGGCCCCGGCCCUCGCUGCGCCCCCCACGCCACCCGGGUCCAUGCUGCCGCAGCCGCAGCUGCCGGCCCCACCACUGCCCAGCACGGGGCCCGGGUCACCCUCGCAGGGAGGCGUACCGAUCCAGCAAGUCCGCUUCCCGCCGUCGCCGUCCCCAAUACCGGCCUGGCUGACCGGAUCAUCGCCGCCACCCGUCUACACAUCAACUGGAGACCCGCCGGCACCCACUCUGCAGUUCGGCGAUCCCUCCGGCUCGGCGGGGCACUCCACGGGCCGUGGCCAUACUGACCGGGUGCCCCAAUCCUCGCUGCUUCGCACCUCCGAGCCAGUCGGCCACGACGCUCCGACUCAGACACCGCCGCGGUUUGCCAAACUGGACUUCGCCACCUAUGAUGGCACGGAGGACCCCCUCAACUGGCUCAACCAGUGCGAGCAGUUCUUUCGCGGGCAGCGCACCCUCGCCUCGAAGCGUACCUGGCUCGCCUCUUACCACCUCCGUGGCGCGGCAUAG
Messenger RNA from Aegilops tauschii subsp. strangulata, 987 nucleotides. The record is from RefSeq and is a predicted model, not a curated record. NCBI's taxonomy places the organism in Eukaryota, Viridiplantae, Streptophyta, Magnoliopsida, Poales, Poaceae.